AUGGCUAGAGGAGGGACAACGACCGUAGCGGGCGGCGUUGUCUCCGCCCCAGUUAGUUCUACGUCGGUCGAUUCCUCUCUCUCUGCUUCGCUUUCUUCCUCCUCGCUCUCCACGACUGCAUCUCUCCCCGCGGCCUCGCGCGCCGGCAGCAGGACCCCCGCCUUGCUCGCAGGAUCACCAGCGCUCGCUUCCGGCACAUCCCUCUGCUCGGCGCCCGCUUGUGCCUCCUCUUCCCCUCCCUCAUCUUCUUCUGGCUCUGCGGUGACCAUGGCGACGCCUGCGCGGUGGGCGGGGCUCGUCGCGACGACUCGCGGCGGCGACAAGGAUGACCGCGACAUCAAGUGGGAGAACUUUGUCGAGCUGGAUAACGCCGCGAAACGCCUCGCGAUCCUCCUGGAUUGGAAGGAAAAUAAAGCAAAUGGAUACCACAUGUCCGUGCUAGAUGACGCACGCCUGGAGGCCUUUUCGCAGUGGCUGGACACGUACCUGACCCAGCAGAAUGCAACAGGCCUCACCCGGUCAGAGAUUUUUCUCUCAAACAAUCGAAUCACGCACGCGGGGCUGGAUAAUCUGCUGACGACCCUGACUCGCCACAAGGUUGGAUGCCGCAUCAUGAAGCUCUACAGAAACAACAUCUCCGAUCCAGGCAUGGCAUCGCUGUCUCGGUACAUUACGGCGAUUCGCGAGCCGCUUCACGAGUUGCAUCUGUCGCACAACAAGAUCACGGCGCGAGGCGCGGCGACGCUUCUGCGGGCGGUCGCGGCGCACCCGGGCUACCCCCGCGUGGGACGGAAGGGCAAGUUGGUGCCGCUAUGGCUGCGGCUGGAGCAGAACGAAAUCACGCAGGUGAACAAGCUGAUGGUGUUUAUCCACUCCAAGGGCGUGGCCUUCUGCACAGAGAAGAACCGCGACCUCUGCGGCCCGAGCAAAUGCCGCCACGCGACCGCGACGUGGAGCCCGCUGGUGCAUCUCUACGUCAUCGACCACCAGACGCACGAACUCGGCGGCUCGGGCCUCCUCAUGGCUGAGGGGGCUGCGCCACUGCCGACCCUGUCGGGCUCCAGCGCCUGGGCGGGGAGCGGGCGCGCGGAGGACAAGCCCGAGGCACCCCGUGGCGAGGAGGCCGCUGCGCAGCAGGAGGGCGCCGCCAAGCGGAAGACCUCCGCCGCAGCCGACCAGUCGCCGCGGAAGAACUGCUGGGCGACUCGCAGCGAGGCGCUUCUGCUCUGUGGGAGCGCCAAGGGCUUGGAGGGGAAGCGCGCCGCCGACGACGCCAAGCGAGCGGGGGGAGAGGCUGAGGAAGACAAGCCGACCGACUCCGAGGGGGAGUCCGAGGGGUCAAGGACUUCCCGACAGGCGAUUGAGGCCUCUCGCUGGCGAGGGACGCAGCCGCGGCGAGCAGAGCCGCGCGGCGCAAAGGAGGACAAGUCCCUCCCCGCCCUCGACGCCUCAGACCACACUUCUUGGCCGGACAUCCGCAGCAGCGGAGGGCUGAGGACGGCGCAGCCUCUGCAGCGCGACGAGGACUCGUCGCCCACGCAGGCGCCCGCCCUAGACGCGCGGAAGGACAGCGAUGACCAGGCUGCUGGCGGGGCGCCGUCCGCCGCUGGCGCGGGCGACGAGGCCCCGCUCGGCGGCGACGCGAGUGGGCGCCGGCGGAAGAGCUCUUCUUCUGCGGCUGCAGCCGGCGCUGAGGCAGAGCCACGGGCGGCCGCGCAGGGCAGAGAGGAGAGGCGCGAAGCGAUCGCGAGCAGCAUCUGCGGAACCCCGUCUUUGUCGACAACUACCGCGCCUUCGACAGCGGGCGAAGACGCGAGCGGCGGAGUCGCCGGCGCGGCGUGUGCCUUCGAUCCGCAGAUGUUUCCUGCGCAGAGUUUUGCCUCGCUCUCCUCUUCGUCGGCCUCCUUGGGCUCCCUGGCCUCGCUGCCGGCUGCUGCGCGCCUCCCCCAGGGGUCGCUCGCGGGCGCCACCUCUUCGAAGGGCGAGGAGGAGGCCGAUCGCCAGAUGGAGCGGCGGAAGGCGGAGGCGGCGGAGAUCGGGGGAGAGCCCAGCCACGGGAGACGGCCGAGUGCCUCUUCGUGGUCGGCGCGCGGCGGCGAGCACGCCGCGGGGGGGCUGCUGUCCGCUGCGAAGCCCGCGAGUGCGGCGACUAGCCCGGGCACCAGACUCGAGGGAGAAGACCGCGUGAAGGAGGACUUCCCCUUCGCGCCGUUCUCGUCGUCGAGCGCCCCCCAGGCGCCGGCGUCGCUCGCCUUCCGUGCCUCGCAUGCGGUUCGCGGCGAGGACGAGUGGCGGCGCGGCUGGGAGAGCUGCGACCCGCCGGCGGAGAGCGCUCGGGGGGGCGAGCGCCCGCAGGCGCACGCGAGAGAGGCAGGGGCAUUUUCUGGCUUGGCGCCGCCGCCGGUCUACGAUCAUAUGCACGGGGACGCGGACGCCAAGCGCACGCUGUCGCCGUACGCGAGAGGCGGGGCGAGCGCGGCCAGCGAGCGGCGGGCGCUGCUGCCGGCGCCCGGAGACGCAGGAGCGCUUCGCGCGAGAGACCGAGAGCGCGACAGAGACGGGUGGGAAGACUUUCCGCCUGGGGGACUCCCCUCGCUCGCCUACGGCGCUGGGGGGAGGGAGAAGGGCGAGCGAGCCGAGGGCGCGCUCGCGUGCGGCGAUGAGAAGACCGUAAGGCGCACAGAAGCGAAGGAUAAAGCGAGGACCGACGCGCUCACAUCGGCCGCCGCGGGCGGGCUUUACGCGCCGGGCGACAACAAAGAGAACGUGGGCGCGUGGACGAAUCUCGAGGCGCAUCGGAGUGCAGCGCGCGCCUACGGGAGAGCAGCAGAGGAGGGGGGCGAAGGCGCCGGGGGAAGAGGCGCCGAAGCUGCCUCCGCGCCGCAUUUCGGCGCCCAGCAGCGCGAGGCUGGCGCGUUCUACGCUGCGUAUCCGCUUGAGCCUCCAGGUCUCGAGAGCACGCUGGCGGGCGCCGGAGGGAGGCGCAGGGCGACGACGCGCGGCGAAGGGGCGUAUCCGCCGCACGCGCCCGACGCCAAGGCCAAGGAAGUCGAUGAGCGAAGAACUCACGACCACCCGGGACCAUACGGCGCCUGUGCGCCUGCGCCUGCGGCGUAUCCCGCGGUGGCGCACACCAACGUGUACUCAGCUACCUCGUAUCGGCCCGGCGCGGCGCGAGGCGGCGACUACUACGCGAAGGACGGGGGGUGCGAGGAGAGUCGGCGCUGGCGGGAACGAGAGAGAGAGAGCGAGAGACGCGACACGCGUUUGCCGUCGGCGGACAUCUUCGCCGCGCUGCCACCGGAGACGCAGCGCGCGGCUGCUGCGGCGUUCGCAGCGCAGCUUGCCGCGAGGCGGAACGACGUGGAGCGGGCGGGCGGGCGGGUAGAGGAGGAGCUUUCGAAAAUCGAGGCGGACGUCGCGCGCGACGUGUUUCUUUCGAUUCUCGCGCAGCCGCCGCCUUCCGCGUCUGCCGCUGGUGAGGCAGAGCGCAGCGAGAUCCACGCCACGCGCGAUGACAGCCGCGGAGAGAGGACGACGGAGCUAGACGCGGCUUCGGUGCAGCACGGCGGCGCGCCCGCUUCCUCUUCCCACGCCGCGUUCGGGCAGCGGCAUCCCGCGGCCUUCGUGUCUGUCGCCGCGUGCGAGGAGUCGCGCCGGUGGACGACUGGCGGGGCGUACUACGAGGGACCGCGGAAGCGCGAGGAGAAGAGCGAGAAAACCGACCCGUUUGUGCCCUUCUUCUCGUCCGGGGGGGGGCGGGACGGCCCGAAGCCCGGCGACGGUGGUCGCCAGGGCGAGGGCGACCCCCUUCCCUCGCUGUCGGCGCUCCUGACGCCAGGCAGACCCGCCCCCCCGCAGGCGGAUGCCUUUUACACGUCGUCGGGCGAGGCACGGGACUCUCGAGACUGCCUUAAGACCGAUGCGAAGCAGGCGGCAGACGUCCACGAAGACCGCGCGAAGGCUUACGCCGCGGUGCACGGCGCCCAAAACAGCUACGAGGGCCCUUCGCCGGCAUUUGGCGGCGCCAAAGGCGCGGCAGAGGACGACGCGCGCGCGAGUGUGGAGGGUGCCGGCGGCGGCUUCGCGUACUCAGGCAGCGGCCUCGCCUGCGAGGCGGCGGCGCGCCGCGAGGAGGUGGAGAAGGGCGUCGUCGGCGUCCAGCGCGUCGAGUUUUCUCUGGCGGCCGCCGAAGGCCGAUGCAACACCAACAACAGCACGGGCUGUAGCGGGUGCUGCUACACGUCCUCCUCGCCGCACGACUGCGCCCACCCGGUGCCGUCGUCUUUCGCGGGCGGCACGUUCCCCGCGUUUCCGCCCUCCGCGGCGUUCGCGCACGCGGGCGUCGUCGCUGUGCCUCACUCGCGCUACGGCGCAGGGAGCCAGGCUGCCUCGUUGGCGCUCGCGGGGCGCGGCGGACCGGACGAAGAGAAAGACUGCCGCGUCUCCGCCGCAGAGGACCGCGGUGCGUUCUCGCCGGUCAUUCAGCCCAACUCGGUGUCGACGCGCGGCGGGCCUCGCGCGCCGCCCGAGCUGCCUUGCGGCUUCUCAUUCGCGGCCUUCUCAGCCGGCGAGCGCGACUUCUACGAUGCCUCUCGCCGCAGGACGGCGACCCAGGGAGGCCUUAAGGAGGAGUGCGAGAGAGAGGGGGCGCGCGAGCGCGAGGCAGGCAGUUACGUGGCUGACCGCAGCGAGGAAGCUCGUUUGCUCGAGGGAGCUGGAGCCCAGGGCGCCGCCGCGUCGCUUCCGUCCGCGUCUUCCUCCGCGUUCCCCUUCUCGUCCUUUUCCUCCUCGCCUUUGGCCGCAGGGGACUCGCGCUAUCCUCUGCCGCUGGGCUCUGUCGGGGCGCAGCGAAGCCAAGCGGCGCGGAUGUUUCCCGACGAGUAUCGCGGUCGCGGCGCUGAGGACAGUCGCGCAGUCUCCGACGCCGCGGCGCGGGCCUUCCUCCAGCACGGCGCCUUCUUGCCGUUCUCGCCGCAUAUCCUGGAUGAGAAGGCCGGACCCGACGCGGCGGCGAGCGCGCCGGCGCCCGCGCUCUUCGCCGCGCCCUACGGCGCGCAGAGAGAGGACGCGGAGGCCCGCGAGAGAGAGCGCGAGAGUGAGAGGGAAGAGCUGGCGCUGAUGCGCCUGCUGCGCGGAAAAAAGGAGGUCGGCGACCGGGGAGCUGGCGAGCACGAGGGCGGGCAGGGACGCGCGGCGUCUGCCGGCGGCUCCUACGAGUCUCCGCUUCUGCAGGACUUGCUUUUUUCGUCCUUCGCGGCCCCGGAUGCGGAGGCUGGAAGGAAGGGCCCCGGGGGCCGCGCGCGCGAGAGCGCCGAGGCGAAUCGGGGCGCGCUCCAUCGCCAGUUCGGGCAGACUCACGCGGGAAAGGAUUUGAGAGAAGACGAGAAGCGCGAGGAAAUGCAGUUCGCCGCACUCGAGGCCGCGUCGACGUACCCGCCGCUUCAGGAGCGGCCGCUGCUCGGCGCCGCCUACGCGCGAGGAGGCGGCUACGGGGCGCGAGACUGUGCAGGCGAAGGAGCCGAAGGCCGAGGCUGCGCCUCCCCCCUGCAUCCGCCUUCCUUCUCGCCGUCCUUUUCCGCGGUGCCGCCAGGAUGGGGCACCGCGAAAGACUGCGCCGAGGAGGUCUUCGCGCCGCCGUCUUCUUUUUUUUCGCAUCGGGACAAACACGCGAGGGAGCACGCGAACUUCCACGGCGAGGAGCGGCUGUACAUACACCAGGACGGCCGCGCGCAGAAGCCCGACAAGGAGGCGUCGUUCUUCGCCCCUCACGGCGCGGGCGGCCAGGAGUUGCGCUCUUAG
Besnoitia besnoiti is the source of this 5802-nucleotide messenger RNA. RefSeq lists its product as uncharacterized. Lineage: Eukaryota; Apicomplexa; Conoidasida; Eucoccidiorida; Sarcocystidae. Bases 1 to 5802 code for a protein of 1933 amino acids. The transcript has 6 exons. The record is from RefSeq and is a predicted model, not a curated record.